AUGAGUCUCUGGUACCAAGUACAACGUCAAACAAAAGUCUUAAAUAUUUUGAGGAAUCAAGGAAUCAGAAGCAAAUAUCUGCCGGAAAUCAUAGCCUCUGGUCUGAUUUUACAUUCUGGUCCCUGCAAGAAGGAGAGUCCUGGAGGAAGGUGCGAUCACCCAUGGUGUGGGACCCCCAUACUUGUUACGUCUCCGGUAGGGAUGCCACUUUCAUCUGUAAUUGCUUAUGAAGGUCAGUUCUCAGCUGAUGAAGCAAUUCGCUGCUGCCGGGACUGCUUAGCUGCUCUAAGAAGCGCAGCCAUGGCUAAUGUCCAGCAUGACAGGGACAGCCCUGCCAUAAACUUGCAAUUCUCAUCAUCCCAUGCUCUUCAACAUGGGAAGCUGUGUCCCUCAUCUGAUGCAGAAAGCAUUGUCUAUGUCCUCUAUUUCAUUUGUGGAGGGACGAUGCAGCAACAAGACUCCAUAGAAUCUGCUCUACAAUGGAGGGAAAGAAGCUGGGCGAAGCGAACAAUACAGCAAUAUCUUGGGCAGGUUUCUGCAAUUUUGAAGGCAUUUGCUGAUUAUGUGGAUAGCCUUUGUGGGACGCCAUACCCAGUUGAUUAUGAUAUAUGGCUGAAGAGGUUGAAUAGAACUGUGGAAGGAUCGUCAGAUAGAGGUAAAAUGAUUGAAGAAGCGGCCAUAACAUUGAGACUAGAGGAUGCUGCAGAGUCUUCUGGAGCUUUUGGGCCUUGA
Molecule: messenger RNA, 732 nt
Organism: Neltuma alba
Lineage: Eukaryota; Viridiplantae; Streptophyta; Magnoliopsida; Fabales; Fabaceae
Exons: 2
Coding region: 1-732 (243 amino acids)
Source: RefSeq, a predicted model, not a curated record